UUCCAAGCGAUACGCAAAGAGAAAGAGGGAGAAUAAAAAACAACAACAACAACCCCUGGACAUUUUAUUUUGAAUGAUGUUGCCGAGGCUGCACCAGAGAAGAAACUGAGGACAUUUUUUUUCUCCUGUUGUACACUGUAUUCUUUAUUUGAGCUGCGCACCUUCCACGAAGACCCACACGUGUCUUUGGGGUAAACAGAAAGGGCUCGAUCGUGUCAGCACAUUGCAUUGUUUCCCUCCACCUCCCAUUUGUUUGGCUGUGCAGACACACGACGAGGAGUUCCAGCUUUGGAGACGCGCUGUGCACAUUUCAGUCCGUGCGCCUUGGUGAGAAAAGACGCAUUUUGGAGAUGUCGGAAGUGCUGCCUUUCAACGAGGAGAAAAUGAGUCAUUAUGGAAAUGAGGGCGACGAGGGACACCUUUCCUUCACCUGUCGUCUCCAAGACACCAACAACUUCUUCAAUGGCUCGCAGAACAAGCGUCCGCCGAAGCUUGGACAAAUAGGAAGGAGCAAACGGGUUGUGAUCGAGGAUGAGAAUGGCGACAACGAAGCCCUGAAAAAUGGAACAGAGAAGACCCCGCCAGAGGCUUAGAGAGCGCUCGUCUCACCAUCCCCCAAAAGACACUCUUGAAAAAGAUUUUUUUAAUGGCGAUAUUUACUAGUUUUAAUCC
Pleuronectes platessa (European plaice) is the source of this 672-nucleotide messenger RNA. It is a transcript of the gene camk2n1, whose product is annotated as calcium/calmodulin dependent protein kinase II inhibitor 1. Bases 351 to 593 code for a protein of 80 amino acids. Gene Ontology annotation, molecular function: calcium-dependent protein kinase inhibitor activity; protein kinase binding. NCBI's taxonomy places the organism in Eukaryota, Metazoa, Chordata, Actinopteri, Pleuronectiformes, Pleuronectidae. The transcript has 2 exons. The record is from RefSeq and is a predicted model, not a curated record. Gene Ontology annotation, biological process: negative regulation of protein kinase activity.